AUGUCUUCGGAGCAAUUACUUUAUCAGCUUACAGAUGUGGUCCCAAUAACUUUAACUUCACAGGGUAUUGUUAUCAGAAGCCAACUUCAGGACCCUGAUUCCUCCAUACUGCUGCUGUUUACACAUAGAUCACGAGAUACUGCAACUUAUUACGAACAUGAUAGCAACAACUGUAACAACUCAUUGUUUAGUGACAACUUAGCUGCGUGUUUUGCUUGCUUGGAAACAAAAGAAGAGGGUCCAAAAGUGCCAAGAUUCAUAUCUUACAAAAAUAUACUUUAUGUGGAACCAAGGACUUUGGAAUGGGACUCGAAUGAACUCAAAUUAACCUAUGUUGUGCCCAAUCACCAAAACUACCAGCUUCUGGCUACUAAAGUGUCUAUAAACACGUUGAAUAUCCAAGUGCAAAAUUGCAAUCCUGAUUUACAACAACAACAACAAAGCGCCAAAGAGAGGGUAACUUCGAUAAUUCGCUACAUUCUAAACAAAUCCUACCGUCAUAGAGUCAUGCAACAGCCAUCUAUACUUGUGCUUAUAAAUCCUCACGGUGGACAGGGGAAAGCAGUGAAAAUCUACAAUGAACACAUAAAGCCAAUAUUGCAGGCUGCUCAUUGCAAAAUAACAUACCAAAAUACCGAAUAUUCCGGUCACGCUUAUGAAAUAGCUCGAGAUUUGGAUAUUGACCAAUAUGAUAUAAUAGUGUGCUGUUCAGGUGAUGGUAUACCUCACGAAGUCAUAAAUGGAUUUUACCAACGACCAGAUUCUGGUGUUGAGGCGUUCAAUAAUGUGAUUAUAACUCAAUUACCCUGUGGGUCGGGAAAUGCUUUAACUUUGAGCACGUUAGGAGGAUCAAACCAUCCUGAAGUUGCCACUUGGUUAAUGCUCAAGUCUGAGCCCUGCAAAAUGGAUUUAAUGGCAGUAACUCAAGGCACAGGCGAGAAUAUGAGUACAAAAUUAUCAUUUCUAAGUCAAUGUUACGGAAUAAUAGCAGAUUCAGAUAUAGGCACCGAACAUUUGAGAUGGUUGGGUCCAGUUCGGUUUGAAAUAGGCGUGCUUCAAAAAGUAAUUCUGGGCGCAACGUACCCAUGUGACUUAUAUGUUAAUUAUUAUACUUAUGAUAAGUAUGAAAUAAAACAACAUGUGAGCCAAUAUGUAUCAUCAUUGGAAAGAAGAGGAAUUACAAGCGGUAGUGAUAGUAGUAAUAGUAAUGGUGGUGGUAAUAAUAAUGAUGAUUUAUUAUAUCAAGUGACUUUAAAAGACUUGAAAAUUAAUCUGCCAAAUUUAGAUCAACCUGUACCUUCAACAUGGGAAAUGUUACCUUCCAAAAUUACCGAGAAUUUAAAUAUUCUUUAUGUAGGUAAAAUGCCCUACGUUUCCAAAAAUGCCCAAUUUUUUCCUGCUGCAUUGCCGAAUGAUGGAUAUAUGGAUAUGAUCAUAACCGAUUCUCAUCGUACUUCAAUGGUGAAUUUAAGUUCAAUCUUGCUCAAUGUCGAACUGGGAACUCAUAUAAAUGAUGAUAAGGUAGUGCAUGCCAAAGUAAAUGCAUAUAGAUUAGUGCCUCGAAUGUCAGCCAAGAACCACUAUAUAAGCAUUGAUGGUGAAAGCUUCCCUUUUGAAAAGUUUCAAGUUGAAGUCUUGCCCAAAAUCAUGACUGGGUUAUUAUUAAAUGGUAAGUUUACCGAAAGUGCAUUGACCAAAUAG
This is a messenger RNA of Lodderomyces oxycetoniae, 1701 nucleotides long. It is a transcript of the gene LCB4, whose product is annotated as sphinganine kinase. The record is from RefSeq and is a predicted model, not a curated record. The transcript has a single exon. Gene Ontology annotation, biological process: phosphorylation; sphingosine biosynthetic process. Gene Ontology annotation, cellular component: intracellular membrane-bounded organelle; membrane; cytoplasm. The coding region runs from base 1 to 1701 and encodes 566 amino acids. Lineage: Eukaryota; Fungi; Ascomycota; Pichiomycetes; Serinales; Debaryomycetaceae.